Molecule: messenger RNA, 339 nt
Organism: Phytophthora sojae
Lineage: Eukaryota; Oomycota; Peronosporomycetes; Peronosporales; Peronosporaceae
Exons: 1
Source: RefSeq, a predicted model, not a curated record
AUUUCGGUGCGCACGAAAGCGCGUAGUCGAGCUCGGACGUAUAUGCCCUCAAAGCCAGACAAAUACGGCCUUCGGUUCUAUGCGGUGGUUGGGUGGGACGCACUGUAUGUUCACUCUCUUUGGGACAAUGGAUCAGGUAAUGCUACCCGGUCUACCCCUGCGGAACGGUACACAGAGCUGUUCCCGUCACUCCGGACGCCACUGCACAACACGCUAUCGCUACCAGAAAUCAAUAUUGAGCCGAAAUCAGCUACAGCGCUGUGGGAGGCUAUGGCCGGUCACCAAACAAGAACGUACCGAUCGCCCAGUGGUCGACGCCUACUGAUUUCAGACAACUUC